Messenger RNA from Temnothorax curvispinosus, 2630 nucleotides. RefSeq names its product probable RNA methyltransferase CG11342. Lineage: Eukaryota; Metazoa; Arthropoda; Insecta; Hymenoptera; Formicidae. Gene Ontology annotation, biological process: negative regulation of pre-miRNA processing; miRNA metabolic process. Gene Ontology annotation, cellular component: cytoplasm. The transcript has 5 exons. Gene Ontology annotation, molecular function: RNA methyltransferase activity; O-methyltransferase activity. Bases 1664 to 2425 code for a protein of 253 amino acids. The record is from RefSeq and is a predicted model, not a curated record.
CCGCCCCAUGGCGCAGCAUCCUCCCGCAGUCCGUCUCGCGAAUCGUAGGAUUCCUAGGGUCGGAGAGAAGCCGCUGUAUCUCGGAGCGGAGCUGCUCGACUUCCGGUUAGGUGUCAAAGAUUAAGAAAGAUGGAUCUUUAGCGUCGGCUGCCGCGCUCCGCUCCCUUUGUCCGGAACAAACAAGAUUGUUUGCGUAUCCGCCGGUGGCUUACGCGAAAUGUAAACGCUCGCUGUGAUUUCUCUCUCUCUCUCGCCGGUUUUAGUGCCCGCGUCAGAUCGUUCAUUCAACGUAAAUACGCUCAUUCAGUGCGCGAGACCGAGCGCGCGGCUGGCCUCGGUGGAAAUAAACGAGGAGGAAAAAGCCGGGUGCGAUAAAUGCGAAAGUCUAUUAAAAAUAUUUUCAGACGCGCCUUCGGAACCUUCGGAAAACCUUCGGCUCCGCCGUUUGACUGUAAAAAACGAGAAAUGUGGUGGAAGAGUUUCGAGAUACAGCUCGUUUCGCAAUUAGCAGCGAUUUCAAAUAAACGUUACUUAAGAAUACGUUCGAAUUCCUCGAUACGAAUUUCUGCAAUGUUUCUCUAACGACGUCACCGCUCGACUUCCGGCCUUAUCAGGAAGCGCGUACGAUCCAGAUUCGUGGAACUAUUAUGAAAUUCAACGAGAGCGUGUGAGAACCGGCUCGUGACCGACGAUCUAUCUAUAGCUAUACAUUCCGGGACGCAAAAAUUCGCAACAUAUAAUUAUCCCAAUUUUAAUUAAUAACGCGCCCUUUCUUCGUGACAUCGGUGACAACGAGUUGUUUAACGAUAAACAAUACAAACUGCGCCUCGCGCAGUUACUCCGUUUUAAUUACUCCGACUAACGAUUACUUUCUCGAGCGCUGAAAGGUUCGUUCCGUCAUUUGAUAUAAAUUGGCUCUCGGACGCGCGAAAGUAGCGCGACGACGAGCGAAUAGCGCGCGUCGGAGAGUGCAGUCGUCCGUAGUGCGGUAGUCCGCGGCGCCGCGGGUCAGAUCGGUCGCCCCACAGCGCGCGGCGACGCGGUCGCGAUAGUAGCGUCGACGGGAAGAGACAAGAGGCACUGCACUUUGCACUGGAGCCGCGCGACACGCGCACACGACGGUGUACACAAGCGUACACUCAGUGGAGGGGGGGGGGGAAAAGGGGGUGCCACGCGCUACUUCCACCUUCCACCCCGCGAAAGGCAUCCACGGUCGAUAGCGCGUUUCCUGCGAGUCAGGGAGGUCAAUGAUGUGACGAGAUGGAGAAGAGCGCGUCUUGAAUCGCCGGUAACAGGAACGGUGUUGCAUCACGUGCCGCCACCGUAACGCACGUGUUACGAUUGUGCACGCGGGUGAUCGCGGGCUCACGGAGAACGGCCGGCCGAAAUCGAGAAAGUCGGCAAUUCGCGACGGAAGCGACGGAUGGACACCCAAUAACAUCGAGUUUCCUCGACGAUAGGGAGUACCAGUAUUUUCUAUUCGCUUCAAUCUUCCGUUCUGAUCGCGAGAAAUUGAAGAGAGGCGCUUUUUUCGAGCAGAAUGAUGCAGGAUUAAGUCGUUCCCGUGGUUAAUUUCACGUUCGAUCCACCGAGUGAAGAAUCGAAAGACGCACGUGGCAGCGAUCGGCUCUCUCGAGAUUUUUCGGAAAAAAUAGAAAACAGAAUGAGCGAGAGCGGUGCCGGCGAAAGCGAGAGGAGCGAGGAGAAAACGGAUCCGGGCGCUAUCAGACACGGGAACUUCAUGAAUUAUUACCAAUUCCAUCCUGCGGAAGAGCGCGUGCGGCAACUUCCGCGUGGCGUGUGGCAGCGGCAACGGGUCGGCCAUCCGGCCCGGAAAUACACGGGUCUAGACGUCGGCUGUAACGCCGGGGAUCUCACAUACGUUCUACGCGACUUCCUCGAGGAGGCCAUGUCGCAAGAUCAGCCCGAGAUCUCCUUAAUCGGCGUGGAUCUCGACCCGAUCCUGAUCGAGAAAGCGCGCGAGCGCAAUCCGCGCCCGGAUCGCCUGACCUUCGAGCGUCUGGACUUUUUGUCGGAGGACUGCGACGAGACGCUGAAGCGGUAUCUGGCGCAGCUCAAUAAAACGCGAUUCGACGUGGUGUUCUGCUUCUCGAUCACCAUGUGGAUACACCUGAAUCACGGCGACGACGGUCUCGAGGAGUUUCUGCGAAGGGCCUGCGAGCUGGCGGAAAUGAUCGUCGUCGAGCCGCAGCCUUGGAGAUGCUACAGAAACGCUGAGAGAAGACUGCGAAGAGCGGGAUUGGGGGACUUUCCGCUGCUGAAGAAGCUGAAGUACACCGGCAAUCCGACGAAGCACAUAGAGGAUAUUCUGCUGAGGAUCUGCGACUUUCGAAGAGUCGCCGUUACCGCGGGCAACGAAUGGGGACGCAUGCUUCUGAUCUACGAAAGGAAGCAGGAAUCGUAAAGGAUCGGCAAAUGUGCACGAUAUUACGUUCGGAUUAUAAAUACCCUCGGUACAUGAAAUUAUAUCAAUUGUGAAUGUACCGCAUGCCGCAUCAUUUCUAAAUAUUCAUACGUCGUAACUGUGUAUGCGUGCGAGUGUGUCGACAUAGCGAUAAUCAUUUUUUAUCCUUGUAGAUAACGACAGGAAAUGUGUAAUAAAGCUUUUC